Molecule: messenger RNA, 5360 nt
Organism: Trichomycterus rosablanca
Lineage: Eukaryota; Metazoa; Chordata; Actinopteri; Siluriformes; Trichomycteridae
Gene: depdc5
Product: DEP domain containing 5, GATOR1 subcomplex subunit
Exons: 43
Coding region: 201-4997 (1598 amino acids)
Biological process (GO): cellular response to amino acid starvation; negative regulation of TORC1 signaling; intracellular signal transduction
Cellular component (GO): lysosomal membrane; GATOR1 complex
Molecular function (GO): GTPase activator activity
Source: RefSeq, a predicted model, not a curated record
AGACAGUUGUUAUUAUGGGAAGUCUGAGUUUAUAACACUGUAAUAUCUUAUAUCUGAUUAUAACUGAACCUUUCACACCUUUAUAAACAUGUGAGAUGUGAUUCACCACACAGCGAGGCCGCGCAGCUCGGUGAGAGUCAUCAAUCAGUGCAGACUGCAGUCAGAGUCGAAGCCUGAUUUUAGUGUGAACUGCAGCAGACAUGACGGUCACAACCAAGACCAAGAGCUACAAACUGGUGGUCCAUAAGAAGGGCUUUGGAGGAAGUGAUGAUGAGCUGAUGAUGAACCCGAAGGUGUUUCCUCAGGUGAAACUGGGGGACAUUGUGGAGAUCGCACACCCAAACGAUGAGUACAGUCCUUUACUUCUGCAGGUGAAAAGUCUGAAAGACGAUUUACAAAAAGAGACGAUCAGCGUGGAUCAGACUGUCGCUCAGGCCUUCAAGCUCCGAGCCUAUCAGGACGUCAUCAUAAACAUCGUCGAUCCCAAGGACGUGACUCUGGAUCUUGUGGACCUGACCUUUAAGGAUCAGUACAUCGGCCGGGGUGACAUGUGGAGACUCAAAAAGAGUCUGGUCAGCACAUGCGCGUAUGUUACCCAGAAAGUGGAAUUUGCCGGAAUCAGGGCUCAGGUGAGUGAGCUCUGGGUGAAGGGUGAGAAGGUCACGUGUGGCUACAUCAGCGAGGACACGCGGGUGGUGUUCAGAUCCAGUUCAGCGAUGGUCUACAUCUUCAUUCAGAUGAGCUGUGAAAUGUGGGACUUUGAUAUCUAUGGUGACCUCUACUUUGAAAAGGCAGUGAACGGUUUCCUCUCGGACCUGUUCGCCAAGUGGAAGGAGAAACACUGCAGCCAUGAGGUCACGGUGGUGUUGUUCUCACGCACCUUCUACGCUGCCAAAACGCUCGAUGAGUUUCCUGAGAGCCAGAGAGGAGUGAUCAGGCAGGAUCACGAGGGACGCUUCUACGAGGACUUUUACAGAGUGGUGGCGCAGAACGAGAGGAGAGAUGAGUGGAUGUCUCUGCUGGUCACCAUUAAGAAGCUCUUCAUCCAGUACCCAGUUCUGGUGCGCCUCAAAGGAGCAGACGGUUUCCCGUGUGGACAGAACUCGACCGCCGCGCAGGGAAAUUACCUCGAAGCUAUCAACCUGUCGUUUAAUGUCUUUGAUAAACACUACAUCAACCGCAACUUUGACCGCACCGGUCAGAUGUCGGUGGUGAUAACACCGGGAGUUGGGGUGUUUGAGGUGGACCGGCUCCUCAUGAUCCUCACCAAGCAGCGCAUGAUCGACAAUGGUAUCGGUGUGGAUCUGGUGUGUAUGGGUGAGCAGCCGCUUCAUGCCGUCCCACUCUUUAAGUUACAUAACAGAACAGUACCUGGUGACUCCAGGCUGGACGACUACAAUCUGCCCCACUGGAUCAACCACAGCUUCUACACGUCGAAGAGUCAAAGCUUGUGCAGCUCCUUCACUCCCAGAAUCAAACUCGCUGGUCAGAAGCUUCAGGCUGAGAGAUUCAAGAACAACAGAGAGCACUCUCUCGGGGCUCCCAAGGACUCGGAAAACAGCCUCCCCAUCCAGGUGGACUACGAUGCCCAUGAUGCUCAGGUCUUCAGACUUCCUGGACCUGCCAGAGCCCAGAGAAGCAGCAACUUCAGGUCAGGCAGAGACAGAGAAGCGAACAACAGGAAGAGCUGGAGCUCGGUCGAGGCCAGCGGAAUCAGCGGCUGCUCUCCUCCUCUCCGCCCUCUAGCCGCCGCCGAGGAGCAGCGCAGCCUGGCGUCCGACGACAGCCUGAGCCACAUCUCAAACAUCCUGCUGAUCCCUCGCCACCCACCCCAGUACGAAGUCAGCAGCUCGCUCGGCUACACCAGCUGCACCAGAGAGCUGCUGGAGAAACUGGUGGAGUCUCAGAGAGACUCGAGCGCCCCGGGCCGCUUCACUGUGGGCAGCGCCGAGUCCACUCUGCACAUCCGUCCGGGCGGAUACACGCCUCAGAGAGCCCUCAUCAACCCUUUCGCGCCGUCACGCAUGCCCAUGAAGCUCACGUCCAACCGCCGCCGCUGGAUGCACACUUUCCCCGUCGGUCCGUCCGGAGAGGCGAUCCAGAUCCACCAUCAGACGAGGCAGAACAUGGCCGAGCUGCAGGGCAGCGAGCAGCGGGAGCCGGUUUACACCUCGGCCGAGCUGCUGGAACUGGCCUAUCACGAGGCCAUGGGCAGGCGAAUGGUUUAUCAGACAGCAGAGAAUGGAUUGUUCAUCACUGGGGGACACGAUGAACUGUCUGGCAGUCCAGCCAGCAGCAGUAGCACAGGUACACCUGGCAACAGUGCCUCUUUUAAUGAGUACUCCAGCAGUCCAGAUCCAACUCUGCAGCUCUCUCCCCCACCAACAGUGCCGGCGUUCUGUUGUACGGUGGGCGUGGACUGGAAGUCUCUGACCACGCCGGCGUGCCUCCCGCUCACCACCGAUUACUUCCCCGAACGUCAGACCCUGCAGAACGACUACACAGAGGGCUGCUACGACCUGCUGCCUCACACUGACCUGGAGCGGCGUGAUGAUGAAGCUCCGGUGAUCAGUGCACCACGCGUGUUCGAGGAGUUUAUCUGUCAGAGGCUGAUGCAGGGCUACCAGAUCAUCGUUCAGCCCAACACCAGGAAGGCUCCGCCCGCUGUGGCCCCGCCCCUCAGCAGCAGCCCGCUUUAUUCCCGCGGACUGUUGUCUCGGAGGAAGGCGGAGGAAGAGGAGAGUCAGUACUGGCUCAGUAUGGGUCGAACCUUCCACAAAGUCUGCCUGAAAGAUAAGAUCAUCACAGUUACUCGCUACCUACCCAAGUAUCCGUACGAAUCGACGCAGAUCCAGUACAGCUACAGCCUCUGCCCACCUCACCCAGACAGCCAUUUCGUGCCGUGCUGGGUGGAGUUUAGCCACGAGCGGCUGGAGGAGUAUAAGUGGAACUACCUGGAUCAGUACAUCUGCUCGGCCGGAUCCGAGGACUUCAGCCUGAUCGACUCGCUGAAGUUCUGGCGUACCCGCUUCCUGUUGCUUCCAGCCGGUGGCGCCAGGCGGGUGGCGGACGGCGAGGGCCACUGGGACGUGUAUGGAGAGGGACCCGGUGUGAUUUCGGGGUCGGGGCCCGGGGACUGGGCCCUGCUUGACGGCUUCAUCCGCUUCCUGGAGGGGCUGAACAGAAUCCGCCGGCGGCAUCGAUCCGAUCGGAUCGUCCGGAAAGGAGCUGCAAUUAAGGGUCUCCAGGUCCCUGCUCCCCUGUCCCCCUACAACCCUGAGCCUAUAGCGCCUCCACUGGGCAAAAAGGGUGCUUCAGCUCUCUCCACUCUGCUGGAACUGGAUCAGACCCAAAAGACUCUCGAGGAGCACCAGGCUGGAGUUCAGCACGCAGCGACAAAAGCGACCGCGCCCAUCAGUGAUGCUGUUGCCUCCAUUGCCAUGGCAACUACCUAUGUAGACAGCCCCAGAAAGGACGCUGCGUUCAUGUUGGAUUUUAUUCGUAGCCCUCGCUCCUCCUUCUUGUCUCACUCUCAGAUGCCAGCUGAGCCACAUGGUGCCAAUCCUGCCGAUUCCGGAUUAACGGACAAAGUAGGAAGCCAAUCGAACGAGAGGAUGAUGAGCGGCGCCGCUACCGGAGAGGCUGCCAGCGGAGCUGAAUCAGGGGCUCAGCAGGGCGGCCUGUCGUCCUCCUCCACCCUGCUGGAGAUCCUGGAGGCCAUCAAACACCCCACGACGGGGGUGCAGCUGCUACCCGAGCAGAAGGGUCUGCCGCCGAACUGCUUCAUCAGCGCUGAGGUGGUUCACUGGCUGGUGAACACGGUGGAAAACGUGGCCGCGCAGGGCAUCGCCGUGGAGAUCAUGCAGAAAAUGCUGGAUGACGGUCUGAUAGCUCACGCCUCCGGUGAGGCCAUGCGCACCUUCGUCUACGGCUUCUACUUCUACAGGAUCGUGGACAAGGACACAGAGAGAGGUCCUGGACCUUCUGCACUACCAGCAGGUGGCGCCAGUACCUUCUCAGCGGCCCUGGAGGAUUUCACGCUCUUCCAGAGGAAGUGGUUCGAGGUGGCGUUCACGCUGGAGGAGCGGCGCUCCUGCGAUCUGCCCACCUUCCUGCUGCCGUGGCUGCCCAGCCGACCCGCCUCGUACGCCAGCCGGCACAGCUCGUUCAGCCGCAGCUUCGGGGGGCGCAGCCAGGCUGCUGCUUUGCUAGGCGCUACGGUACCCGAGCAGAAGACGGUCACGCUGGACGUGGACAUUAACAACCGCAGCGAUCGCACCGAAUGGUGCAGCUGUUAUUACCACGGCAACUUUUCACCCAACGCCGCCUUCGAGAUCAAGCUGCACUGGAUGGCCGUGACGGCGGCGGUGCUGUUCGAGAUGGUGCAAGGCUGGCACAGGAAGGCGGCAUCAUGUGGAUUCCUGUUGGUGCCCGUGCUGGAGGUACCGUUCGCUCUGCCCUCGUGCCUGUACGGCGACCCGCUGCGCGCUCAGCUCUUCAUCCCGCUGAACAUCCAGUACCUGCUCAGAGACGGCAGCGACAACCUGUUUGAUGGGUUUGAACCCGAGACGUACUGGGACCGGAUGCAGCUCUUCCAGGAGGCGAUUCUGUACAGGUUUGGAUUUGUGCAGGAUAAGUUUUCUACAUCAACCUUCAACUUCCCUGCUGAGAACAAGCCUCAGUACAUCCACGUCACAGGUACGAUAUUCAUGCAGUUACCGUUCUCUAAGAGGAAGUACAACAGCGGUCAGCAGCGGCGCCGCCGCAAUUCGGCCUCCUCGGCCAGCCAGAGUCUGUUCGGCUCCGAGGAGCGCGUGGGCUACUACUGGGCCUACAACGCCAUGCUGACCAAAGCGUGGCGCACCGGCGUGCUGGGCGAUGAGAGACUAGCCGAGCGACUCCUGCGCGACUUCACCGACUUCUGCGGCAACAAGGGCAACCGACUGGUGGCCUUCUGGGAGAGCUGUGUGGAGAGAAUGAACUCUAGCGCCCCCUGAGGCAGACGCUGUGCCGUCAGGGCUGUUCAGCGCUGUAGAACUGUUCACUAGAACCCACUGUAUACAUGGUACAGUGGCACAGUGGUACAGUAAGUAGUGUUCAUGCCUUACAGCUCCAGGAUCCCGGGUUCAACUCUGAGCUGCUGUGUGUUGAUCUGACUGUACCUGCAGUGUCUGUAGGUGAAAUAAAUUCUACUAUGAACUGGUGCACUGUGCAGGUUUUACUCCACAGAAAGAGUAAACAACACUGAAUCAGAUCAAACAUGCAAGAAUUGGCAGUGAUUAGCAGGUGAAUUCUGAUUGGUGCUUUCACACAGUGCCAAAACAAGCUGUAUAAAUAAAAUAAAUAAAUAAAUAACUGCA